Messenger RNA from Neopsephotus bourkii (Bourke's parrot), 1345 nucleotides. RefSeq lists its product as uncharacterized. The transcript has 5 exons. The coding region runs from base 161 to 829 and encodes 222 amino acids. NCBI's taxonomy places the organism in Eukaryota, Metazoa, Chordata, Aves, Psittaciformes, Psittacidae. The record is from RefSeq and is a predicted model, not a curated record.
UUCAAAGACUAGAGGGAAAAUGUGGGUUGCAUUUAGGUUUCUAUCAUCCUCACCACACGAGGGAAGAGGAAGUUAAGCUACGAAUCUGAGAGGCUUUCAUUUGUAGUUUUGCUGAUCUUCAACAAAGACACCCUGAUGCAAAUGCUAAUAAUCCUGUGUGAUGAUCAUAAUUUCACUGAAACUCCUUUUAACAAUGUGUUUUGGCUGCUUAGCUACAGGUCCCAGUAAUAUAGCAGUCAUCCAAACACCAACAAAAAUACAUCUAUCAAUUGGAGACUACACUGAAAUCGCCUGUAUUUGGGAAAAAUCUGUUGUGAGAUACAGAGUAAGCUGGUAUCUUGUUAGUAAAGAGAACAUCACCAAAACUAUCUCAUCAAAACUUCUGUAUGUAUACAAUGAUACCCGUGAAAGCAAGGAUGUGCUGGUGAUAAACUCUGCCAAUAUAAAUGACACUGGAUUUUACUACUGUGAGAUAAUUAUUGAAAUACCUUUCUGUAAGAAAGUAUGUGGAAAUGGGACAACAGUGAUUGUUGAAGAGAAAGAGGCUCACUCAUUGAAAAAGAGAGAUCUGGCAAUCUGCGCCAUCAUUCCUUUCUUUGUGGCACCGGCAAGCUUGUAUCUUUGCUACAGAAAGAAACAGAAACAGCACUCAAAACUUCCCAGUUCUGCAUUGCUUGCUGUGCCAACAGGAGGGCAUCAGGGGGAGCGAAUGCUCGAGGCUGCAGAAGUUCAUGGGAGAAGCGAAUCCACCAGUGGAGCAGCUGAGGAAAACUCGGCUGAAUGGGCUGUGUCUAUCAUUUAUGAAUCACUUGAUUCUUUUUUGCAAUGAAUCAAGAAGAAAAGAUGAGAAAUCCACUGCAACUAUUGUAUCCUGUGUAGCUGAUGAGCAAAUCCCACAAACUAGGGCAGCUGAAAAGUCUAGAAUGAGACAAGGACUCUCCAUCUGCUUUGACAUUCAGAACUAAAAGGACAUAAAAAAAUAUGGCUAAAAAGCUAUAAAACUGAAAACUAUGAUAAUUUGCUGCUGAAGGAUGGAUUCUGUGAGUUUCCUGUCAGAAGCAUGUCAGCAGGACAGGAUGCAAGAAAAAAGAUUGGUUCCAAGCAGUCUCUGAAUGUUUUGUCACUAACAAAACCCUGUGAGGAGCCUGUGAAUUUGGAGGACAUGUUAUUUUAGAAGACUGGCUUCAAUUCUUCCCCCUGUAUCUGGAAAUAAAAGAUGUGCUGCCAUAGUCUGAAAAAUCUUCUGGACUGAACAACAUUCUCCAACAGAAGCAUUUCUUCAGGGAGUUCAUGUAGAAAUAGCAGAAGGUAAAAUAGAAGUGCAUAUGGUGGUAAUUGUUUGACC